Messenger RNA from Anneissia japonica, 5102 nucleotides. RefSeq names its product mediator of RNA polymerase II transcription subunit 14-like. The record is from RefSeq and is a predicted model, not a curated record. Lineage: Eukaryota; Metazoa; Echinodermata; Crinoidea; Comatulida; Comatulidae. Gene Ontology annotation, biological process: regulation of transcription by RNA polymerase II. Gene Ontology annotation, cellular component: core mediator complex; mediator complex. Gene Ontology annotation, molecular function: transcription coregulator activity.
GUUUUCUAUUUAUUAUUCUAUGCCGGGCCGUAAAUUUAAUCUGUUUUGUGACUGAUCGUCACACAAAAAACGAAAGAUGGAAGGUUUUCCGUGAUGAUUCAACAGAGAGGGAAACAAAACCUGAUGUACAAAUUGAUAUUUAUGUUUUGACCUGAAGGCAUUCUCUCACCAUGGCACCAAUAGAAAGCAACCAAUCAGAGAUGAAUGUCAUGCCAAUGGGAGCUGUUGGUGGAUUCUCCCAGCAUGCAACAGCGCAGAAUGUUUCGUUAGCUUACCUGUUGGACUGUUUAAUCCAAAGAACGUACCAUGAUCUAAUAGUUCUUUCCGAAUUACUUCCACGAAAAAUGGACAUGGAAAAGAAGAUUGAGAUUGUAAAGUUUGCCAGCAAAACUCGUCAGUCAUUUAUCCGACUUCUGGCUUUGGUCAAAUGGGCAAGCAGUGCAGCCAAAGUGGACAAGUGUGCGAUUGCCAAAUUUUUCCAUACCAUGUGCAGUCGAUGUGCUAACAACUGGUCGGUAUAGAAGACUUCCAACUUGUAUUAAGGAUCGGAUUGUACCGGCUGACCCAAUUACUGCAUCAGAAAAAACUUCUGUAUUGCUGAGGCUGAAUCAGAUAAUUCAACAUCGACUUGUUACAUCUGAGUUGCCAACUCAACUUUCAAAUCUGUCAAUAGUUGAUGGCACUGUGAAAUUCCAUGUUCCUCAAGAGUUUGAAGCAACCUUGACGCUAAUGGGAGAUGACCAGUCCAUUCCAUGGAGGCUUCUUCAUGUGGACAUCUUAGUCAAGGACCCUGACACAGGGGAUGGUAAAGCUUUAGUGCACAGUAUGCAAAUUCACUACAUCCACCAACUUGUGCAGUCAAGAUUGUUUACAGAGGAGAAACCACUCGCUGAUAUGUACAGCCUGCUUCAUAGUUUUUGUCAGUCACUGCAGCUUGAAGUACUCAACUCCCAGGCCCACCGUUUGAUGCGUGAGAGAUGGGGAGAACACAUCGCUAUCACAGGCUACAUGGCAGCGCAGAGUCUUAACCUGGCCUACUGGAGGGCACAGAACUAUUGCUUAGAUAAAUCCAAGCAUCAGCUGUACUCAGUAAACAUAUGUGUGGACAAGGACUCUUUACAGCCAUUGGACGUUAAACACACACCACCUUUGACCCCUUCAGAGGCAGCCAAGGUCAAUCAAGCAAUUAAGAGUGAGAUGUUAUCAAUUGAAAGACUUCUUGUUGAAUCAAUUCUCAUAAGGUCAAAGGCUAAAUUACAGGAAUUGCAACUUGAUUUGAAGAAAGCUAAUAUCUCUACUAAAGCUGUUAUCCAAGGCAACCCUCCUGUAUUGAGCAUUGCUAUCCUGGAGCCUUGCGGUCCAUCCGAGUACCUCACCAUCUCAGUGGAUAUGCAGACUGGUCUAUUCCAGCCAUAUGUGGCACAUGCUGGUGCUGCCCUUCUUGAGGAAAUUGAAGAAUGUUUGAACUCUGACCCCACAAAACUUUAUCAAUAUAUAAUCAGAUUAAAGUUCACCAUCAGUAUUGAACAUUGCAAACGUGCAGUUCAACUUCAACCUGUCACCUGCCUUGAACGGCUCCCUCUAGUGUCUAUCUCUGCUGACCAUCCGUUGACCAAAGUCUCUCCUAAUCGUCUGUACCUGAAACUCACCAAGCAUAACAACUACUAUGUGGUUGUUGAGUUUAUCACUGAACUAGGUGGAGAAUUCGAAACUCAGAUCAAAUAUUACCUCCUUCGGGUGCGACCUUCGACAUACUAUGAUCAAACCGCUCAUGAUGCUCAGCACCCUGACCCUGACACGGCCAAGAGUUUCUUAGCGCCGCUGACCCUGUUUCCUAUCGACCCACAAAGUUUGGUUCACGGUCCUAAUACAGCAUUUGAAGGUAGCUUAGGUCUCAACAAGAGGAAGCAAAUUCAAGAUGGCUUCCAUCAUGUAUCAAGUGCCAAGAGGCGCAAGUUUGAUCAUGAGCAUUACUUUCAGGAUCAACUGGCACACAUUACUGCCCUCUGCGACAUGCGUAUCCCUUACAUACAGUUACUAGAAGAGCUAAGUAAGAAUAAUAUUUGUCAUCAAGGUGUGCAGGUUGAAGGUGAAGGUGCUGGACUUGUAUUGAAGCUAACAAGCCCACCGCCAUUUGACGGAACUUGUACGCAGGCAGCAAAGGAACUUGGCAAGAAUCUUAUCAGCUGUUGCUUCAGACUUCAGCUACACAGCAUGAGGUGGCAGAUACAGUUGUGUUUUGCAAAUUGUCCAUUACGGAGCACUAAUCCCAAGGAGCAAGUGCCUAUACGAAGUGUGUCUCUAUCCUAUGACCAUACUACUGCCGGUACUGUUGUAAUGUGGAGGCACUUCAUCCAUGAAUGGAGCGCCAUCGUGCGGCUUUACAAACCUGUCCUUGAAUUUGCUCCUGUCAUUAAUGAUUAUGCCAACCAGUUGAACAUGGAAGUGAGGUCUUUCUCGUACAAGCGUCUGACAAUGGCUUACGGAAAAGACAAAGCAAAUACAGUAACAAUCCGAUGGGAACCAGAACGAAAAUGUUUCACUUUGCCACUCGGAACUGGAGGAUCUGCUAAGGCUGCCAACUGUCAUGUGAUCAUAAUGGAACAACUCCGUCAGGAGUUCAACCAACACCAGAAUAUUGCACAACUCAUGCAGGUCUUACAAGAUACAUACAUUCCUCUUCAAGCAAUUGCCAAAUUACCCACAAGGCCCGGGUUAGGUGCUGGUUCGCAUGCCCAUUAUCCACUGCAACAAUUCUGUGUGGUGCCUCAGUCGUCCACGCACAUUAGAAUCGCUUACAGAAGCAUCUACUGCAUCGAUAUCCAAUGUCGUGGAAAGAAUAUGGUCGCCAUCAGAGAUGGAGCUCAUAGUUUGUUUGAUACCAGUAAAGUUGUCACAGGUUUUAAUCCCACCCCCAGUCUAAAGGUUUUUCUUGACAUGUUUGUUGAUGACACCAUCUUGUAUGCUAAGCGUCGCUCAAUCACUGAGGACGACAACCCUCCAUCCCCUGUUGCGAUGGACACAAUGGAUCUGUUUCCACAAGCCCAGCAGCCUACUGGGGCAAGUCCUUUGCAACGUGCCAGUCAGCAUAGUACAGGUUAUGGCCAUGCUGUGGCAAGUAGCCCAGCACAUCCAGCCUCACCACAUACAUCAGUCCUGCAACAACAAUAUAAUAUGCAGUCUCCAGGUGUUGCGUGUCCAUUAGCGUCCCCACCAACCAUCACGCCAUCACCAUCAGGCGCUAAACUUGGUACUCCAUCACCAGCAUUUGCUGCUGGAUCACCGGGUAACAUCCAUCACGCCCCCUCACCUGGAUUCGUUCCGGUGCCAUCGCCCAUGAGUGUUAACAUGCAUUCUCCGGCAGCUGUGUCUUUUAUCAACCCAGGUAUGCAUGAGAGCCAUGGAUCACCCUACACCAACAUGAGCCUCUCAAUGCCAAGCCCACGUAACUGGCCUGCCUCACCGUCGGUACCUGGUUUAUCACCAAGCAUCAGGCACCAGAGCCCUGGUAGUGCCAACAUACACUCCCCCGGUACCACCGUACAACAACAUGCCUCACAACCAUCUAUGAUAGGAUCAGUCCAGAGUCAGCCCACUCGGAGUCUACCGCAUCGGUCAUGGGCCGGCUCCAUACCAACUAUUCUCUCGCAUGAUGCGUUGCACAAGUUGUGUACACCGACUCCGACAGGGACCAUCAACACGGGGCUGGGAACCCCCUACCAAUGCUGUCCACUCGAAAGAUUCUUGUCCGCAAUUUUCCUCAAGAAACAAUUGCAGCGGGUACUGCUUGGCCCAAAUAAAUGUGAUACUUUACAUGUAGUUCCCUCCAACGAGCCUGGUGUCAUUCAGUUUCAAUCAGACAGCUUACUCUUCCGAGUGUCACUCAAUCCAGCAGCCAACCUCACCCUGCAUCUUCAGGCAAAACCCGUCCCAGAGUGUUCUGAGCCUUGGACAGGAGAAGAAUUACAUGUUCUUAGUAAAUUCUUUGAAGAGAAGGUUGCAUGUCCCCCAUACAAGCAGACAACACUAAGCGCCUUUAUCAGGUUGAUCAGUGCAUCAACUCGCAUACUUCAUGAUUUUAUCCAGAUAAUGAGAUUGGAAUUAGUUCCUGACCGAACUCUGAAGUGGACCCUACAGUGGUGCUUAACGAUAUCUCCAAAUAUCAUAGCAGUAGCUGGAGUUGGUAGCAUUGCUGUUGUCGUCCGUAACAAGAUUCUAUUUUUCAUCCAAUUGACUCGUAAUGUUAACAACUUGGUCCCAGGACAGGAGCUGCAGACGAUUAUCGUACCCAUCAUUCACGACCCAAACACAAACUCAACGCUGCAGUUGGAUCAGUCCCUACAGAAUGCUAGCGCAAAUUCAGCAUCUCCUCAGGUUUCUGCGAUGUUGAAACGCUUUAAUGAAUACAAUAUCAACAGCAGUGAAUGCAGCAUCUUUCCAGCAAUACGAGAUUUAAUGAUGAAUCUAACAUUGCCAAGUGUGAAAAUUUAAGACCGCAACAAAUACCAUCUUUACAGUAAUGUGGAUAUACAGUAGGAGACAAACAUUGAGAAUGACUUGGAGAUCCCAAUUGUUAUUGCAUACUAUGUGAACAUAGUAUCAUAGAUGGAAUGUGCACACUAUAAGCAGCGUAUGCUUGGAGGACUGUCAAGAUAAGAGAAGGAGAUUUAACCUGGAACCUCAGCUCCUGUGACAGCACCAGUGAGAUACAGUGACAAAAAGCCCAAUUGUUUACGUCUGGACCCCCGUCAGUAAAUAAGCAAAUUAUCUUGUCGGAGAACUCUGCUUUAGAAAAGUAUUACUAUGGUCCGAGACUGCGAUUUUUCUGGACAUCUAGAUGUGCCUAUUCUUAAAUUUUGCUCUAACCAUAGUGGGGCUGAGAUGGAUUUUGACCCCAGUUGUUGGGGAUCAUGGAUCUCUUGUCAGGGACUUUGUAGCCCUUAUUGAGGACCUUGAACCCCUUGUUGAGAAAUUUCUGGCAGUGCUCUACUGCUCAGCACUUUGAGACCUCAAAAUGGGAAAACAAAGGUACCUACAACCUUACUAAUAAGUUAUCAUAUUUGAAUUUGUUCUUUUGGAGGAUGUACCAAGGACCCUAGGUG